Molecule: messenger RNA, 2110 nt
Organism: Durio zibethinus
Lineage: Eukaryota; Viridiplantae; Streptophyta; Magnoliopsida; Malvales; Malvaceae
Gene: KPL
Product: kokopelli
Source: RefSeq, a predicted model, not a curated record
AAUUAAUUUGUAUCACAGAUAAUAGCAGCUGCAGAAUGUGGUGUCUGUAGUACAUCCUGUUCUUCUGAAUCAGAAAAAUGCAGGGCUGUAUCAGAGUUUCAGCCUUGUGUUUCCCCAGAUAUGUUAAAAGGUGCUACGGAUGUAAUUUGUAACUUUAUGAAAGAAUCAAAUCACCAUGCAUAUAGUUCACCGAAAGAUGAAGAUUCUCCUAACAAGCUAACAACUCAUGAAGUUAUCUCACAGCAAUCUAGACUGAGCUCUUCCGUAGACAAACCAGAAAAUAGAAAGAAAAAUUGUGGGUUCAACGAGCAAAGCAGCAUGAAGCAGCAGAGCACAGCCAGGAUUUUGAGCAAAGACUCGAAGCAACAAGGUUAUCGAUGUGAUCCUCUAGGACAUUUUUGUGAAGCCAGCAGGGAUGAAAGGAAAUUACUAUUCAGAAAUGAAAAAAAUAUGAAGGUAGUGAAAAGCAGCGAAACAAUGAGGCAGACCAGUAUUUGUGGAUUCCAAGGUAUAAUUAUUCCAAGUGUAGUUGGUUCAGUUGUUGGGUCCUCGAGGUCUUUAGCUUCUGGAGAUAAUCUUGCUAAUCAGGAUGAAAAAGAAGGGGAGGCAGUAAAUAAUUUCUACAAAGAUGUAGAUAACUUAGUCGAGCACAUUCAAUCCCACAUUUCUGCUUUGCGUUUGUGUUCAAAGUUGGCAGAUGGUACCAAAGGAGCUGUGCAACAAGGUUUGGCUAAUAUGCCUACAUCCGUGUGUCCUAUUGUACAAGGAAAAGAGCAUUUGAUAAAAAAGAAUGAACUGAGCCAAGCUUUUGAGCCUUUAUCAGACAGGGAUGAGUUACUGCUUAGUAGGCUGGAGUGCCAAAGAAUUGGAAAGAAAGAUGACUCAAAUGGGAGUCAUCGGGUGUUGGAUCAAGGUGAGAAUGACUUGUUGGAUGAUAUGAUGAGCCAAAGGAGAAGGAUUCAGCAUAAUGAGAUAGGUCAAACUUGCAAGCAUAUUGUAAGGAGUAAUAGUAGGCUGAAUAAAAAGGUAGGUAAUCGAAAUGUGAUUGGCAUGGUAGAAGCAGGCAGUCAUAAACAAAGUCAAACUACUGGUUGCUAUGUUCACGGGUUAAGGGUUCCAAUUAACCAGGAUGAUAUCACCAAGAGGCCUCCUGUGCCUGAGAAAACACCGUAUGCAAUCCCAAUAAGUAAUGGGGGGAAAGAAUCGACACCAAUCAUAGCAAAAUUAAGACCUCCAAUACCAUCUCAGUCAGCAGGAUCCAAGGCUUCGGUUAGGCCGAUUACUGAUAAGAAAAUCCUUGCAUAUCAGACUCUACCAGGACAAAAAGGUCGUACAAGGAUUUUGCGGAAUAAGAUUCUACAUCAUCAGCAAGAAUCUGAGGAGUCUACUACCUCUGGCACUGGCAGCAGUGACAGUGAGGCUUAUUCUUUGCUUAGUAAGGACAGUGCAGCUUCAAUAUCCAGGAGGUUUGCUCGUGGAGUAUAUGAAGAAAAUUGCUCAUCAACUAGCAGUGAUUACAGAGAUUUUGGUGAAUCAGGUGGAUUGUAUCCUACCAAAACACACAAACCAAUCCGUCCCACAAUUUCUGAGUCUGAGAAAGCCGAAGUUCAAAUGCUUGGACGGCUAAGGAGGUUUAAGAACAAGUUAGGGCUAAUUUUUCAUCAUCAUCAUCACCAUCACCAUCAUCAUCACGGUAAUGAUCAGGAUGACUCCAGGGGUUGUCAAACCAAAUCCACAUGGAAGCCUUUGCGCAAUCUUUUUCAUCACAGAAAUAGACAUGAAGUUCAUGAUAAAUUAAGAAAAGCGAGGGUGAGUAAUGUGCCAGUCAAGCAUCAGGCAGGGCAUUUUCAUGCACUAGUGGAAGGAUUAAUGCAGCACCUUCGGAAUCCAAGGAAAUCAAAGCCUUCCAAAGGUCGGAUUGGGUGGCUAGGAAAUGACCAACACGGCCAUAGAAAUAGGAAGGUGAAGAAAUUACAUUGGUGGCAGAUGUUUAUGCGCCAAGGCGGAGUAAAACUAUCCAAUAGAAGGCGUGUCAAGAUAGGGUUUAUGAGUAAAAAACAGCAGCUUAAGCCACCGAAGUUCAGGUAGCAACAACAAAGCAUGGUGCCUA